Alexandromys fortis (reed vole) is the source of this 6512-nucleotide messenger RNA. It is a transcript of the gene Crybg2, whose product is annotated as crystallin beta-gamma domain containing 2. The record is from RefSeq and is a predicted model, not a curated record. Gene Ontology annotation, molecular function: structural constituent of eye lens. The transcript is spliced from 22 exons. Lineage: Eukaryota; Metazoa; Chordata; Mammalia; Rodentia; Cricetidae. The coding region runs from base 499 to 6453 and encodes 1984 amino acids. Gene Ontology annotation, biological process: visual perception; lens development in camera-type eye.
ACCUUUGGGUCGCGGGGAUGCCAGCCCGCGGACUUGGCCCCACCCUGUUGAUAGGAGUCUGCCGCUUCCUGUCCGCGCGCGCUCAGAUCCUUUACCGUGCACCUCCCUAGGCUCGGUCCAGCUCCCAGGCCCCGGCGGGUCCCAGACUUCCUUCGUCUUUGCUCUGGUCCCGCUUCUCGAGUGCUCACACAAACCCACCUCCGACAUACGGAGGCGUGAAGUUGCAGGGCGGACUGAGCAGAGAGCAGAGUUCGAAAGAAGGGGUUCGGUGUGGGAGUGCUCUGGACUAGGACCUGGGGUGUUCAAGGUCCCCUGAAGGUGCACUUGCGUCCCAGGGACCGGGCAACUUCUGGAUCAUUCCCCGCCCGCGGCCCUUGCGAGAGAGGUUGCUGUUUGCUCAGGAGGACGGGCCGGAGGUGGUGCUUCUCUGCCUGGACAGCGGAUCCGGGUGGCACCUGCAGCCAAGCACCCCGCCGGCUCAAGCCCCAUGAUCUCGCCAUGAGAGAGCCACGCAAGGGCUUCGGGGCUCGCCUGGUCCGGCUCUUGACUGGACUAGGGGGCCGAAGGGAGCGCAGGGGCAAGAUCUCAAAGGAGACCAGACUCCCGGAUAGGCCCUGGGGUGGCCAGAGCUGCCCUGACCUUGCUCAGGAUCAGGGCAGCAACAACAAUGUCAGCCUCAAGGUCCAAAGCAAAAGCCAUUCAGAAUGGGACCUUCAAGUCAGGAGCCAUGGUAGUUUCUGGAGUCAGAAGCGACUGCACAUCUCUGGAAGACGAAGCGAACCCCUGGGGAGGCUACAGAGGCCAGCCGUGGGCAGUGCCGGUGACUUGGCCUCCUGUAGCCCUAUGGAGCAUGAGUGCCCAGCACCAGCAGGCUCUGCGGAAGCCAUUGAUGGUGUCGGUCAUCCCUCCUGCCUGGACCCUGCUUCUUCUUGUUUGAAACAGGGAUCCCCAGGGGACACCUGCCAGAACCCCCAAUACAGCACCCCAGAGGUUCUGCUGAGGCCAGAGACAUCCAGCAACCUGGAAGAUGCACCCCUACUGCCCCACCCGGUGUCCUUUCUCACAGAAGCAAGGCCAAAGGGCAGUCCUGACACCCCAGAGCCAGCCCAGCCAGAGCCAGAGCCACUAUGUACUGGUCCCAGUGUCAAAAGGACCCGCUACCACAUCACUGUCACCCUGCAGGGGUGCGGGCAGACACCUGGGGAGGAGGGUAAGGAACCGGCCAGACCAGAUCCCCACCCCUGUGGCCCCGAGGAAUCCAGGGGUUGGCAGGAGCCUCCCCAGGAACUCCGCCCCAUCACCGAGUGUCCAAUCAACCUGCCUGAGGAGCCACGGCUGAGUGUCCCACAGCAUCAGGGAAGCAAGGCCCGGCAGGAGCUCAGAGAGGGCUGGGAGCCCGGAUCCCCACACAGCAGGGAGCCAGGCCACAGUGUGACAGGGACAGCUCAGGUUUUGCUGGGGCCCAACAUGGAAGAGAGAGUUGGGACCCCAGCUGGCGCUGAGGCCCGAGUGGUAAGUGCCACACUGACAUGGCGCCAACGGCCUGCUGUCCAGGAAGAGACCAGACACCGAUUUCACAAAGUAUCCCUGGUGUCGGGUGCUCGGAUGGAAACCCCUCAGGGGAGCCUGUUGGAGCAUAGCUUCCGGAGAGAAGUCAAUGGCUUUGUUAAGAAAGAAGAGGAGACUAUAAAUUGCCAGGGUCCUGGGGAGGAGCCUGGAUCCACGAAUUUUCAAAGCCAUGGGCCCAUCUUUUCCAAGAAAUAUAUUCCACCCCCCAAGGAGAAAAGGCCAGUGGUGAGGAUACAGGAGGCUGUGGAUUGGGGUGAUGGUGGCCCCCAGGCUCCCAGGACUGAACCACCAGGCGUGGGAUCCAUGGCUAGGACUGAACUAUUGGUGCCCUUGCCCGGGCCACGUGAGCCGAGUCCCCAUCCCAGUGUGGGUGUCACGAGCGGAGGUUCCAGGAACCGUGAGGAAUGGCGCGUGACUCGCACAGUGAGGACCACCACCACCACUACGGUGGUAGGAGGGCAAGUGGACCGCCGAGUGAGCAGCUCUGUGAAUGUGGGGCCCUCGAUGUCAGGUGAGACCCUGCCGAGGGGCCGCAACAUGACCCGAACCAUCCGGGCAGUGGUGGUGAACCCGAGAGCUGAGGACGCACCCAGCCGCAGCCAGGCCCUGGAACUGCUAAGCAACCUCGUACCGGCUGAGCGCAGCCCUCCUGCCAGCCGGAUCCCAAGUCUCACCGGACUUACCUCAAGGGGCUCAGCCCUCGGUGGCACAGUGGGAACAACCCUGGGACAGCCACUUGAGACUAGCACAACCGAACUGAAGAACAGCCCAAGCCUGACCCCAGGAGGCAUCCCCGUGGUCGAUCAUCGCACUCAGAACCUAGAUAUUCCUGUAGCCUACCCAGCCCAAGACCAAGGCAGCGUCUCAGAUGCCAGAGCUGGGGAAUCUUCAAGGCUGCAGGGAGCCUCCAGUCCUGUCCUGCUCCCCAACCAGACUUCUCAUAACCACCUGCCAACACCCUCUUCUCCCAAGCCCCAGACCCGUGCCUCCUCCCUGGUGCAUCCUCCAGAGCAACCAGUGGUACCUACACACCUCAAAGCCCAGCCCAUGCCUCAUGUCCCGGCCCCUGUGGAAGAGAAGCUUACAGGUCUCCCCACGGACCCUGUUCUGCCUGUGGUGAAGGGCGGGGUUACAGUUCCUGAGCAGCCCCCUAGCCCAUCCUCUGUAAGGAGGAAAGCUGUCCCUAGUCCCCAAGGCCUUUCUGCUCCGGCUUCACCAAAGAAUAAGUUUGUUCAGGACCCUGAAAAUGUGCCUGUUUCUGUUCUUACUCAGAAAGAGGUAUUUCCGGGCCCUAGUGUUUCUGCCCACUCCCACACCCCCAAAGAGGUUGCAAAGGCCCCUGCUGCUUCCACUGCCUCAUCCUCCAGUUCAGCCAAGGUUGUCCAGGGUGUAGAAGAAGGUGCUUCCAUCGAGAAGGAGGAUGGCCAGGACGCUUUAGAUAGCCCUUCCCAUCCCCUUCCUUGGAAAGAGACAGCUGAAGGCCCCACUGCCCCAACUCCCCAGACCCCCAAACAGAGUGAAAUUGUCCAGGAUUCUCAAGGGAACUCUUCCUCAUCACCUACCCCAAAUGAAGGUGUCCAGAGCCCUGCCAGGCCCCUGGCUCCAUCCUCUUCAGAGACCAAAGUGUCCCUCAGUCUAGAAGGCUCUCCUGCCUCAAAGCUGGUGGGAACAAAGGCCAGCAUGGAGUCCCAGUUCACCCCAGGCUCCACUGAGGGGAAUACGACUCCCCAGACCCCCAAACAGGGUGAAAUUGUCCAGGAUUCUCAAGGGAACUCUUCCUCAUCACCUACCCCAAAUGAAGGUGUCCAGAGCCCUGCCAGGCCCCUGGCUCCAUCCUCUUCAGAGGCCAAAGGGUCCUCCAGUCUAGAAGGCUCUCCUGCCUCAAAGCUGGUGGGAACAAAGGCCAGCAUGGAGUCCCAGUUCACCCCAGGCUCCACUGAGGGGAAUGCGACUCCCCAGACCCCCAAACAGGGUGAAAUUGUCCAGGAUUCUCAAGGGAACUCUUCCUCAUCACCUACCCCAAAUGAAGGUGUCCAGAGCCCUGCCAGGCCCCUGGCUCCAUCCUCUUCAGAGGCCAAAGGGUCCUCCAGUCUAGAAGGCUCUCCUGCCUCAAAGCUGGUGGGAACAAAGGCCAGCAUGGAGUCCCAGUUCACCCCAGGCUCCACUGAGGGGAGUGUGACCGCAGAACCAUCUAGGGAGGAGGAUGAAGCAGCCCUGACUGCUGACCUGGAGAUUUUCCUGGAUACCUUGCGGAGCAUGGAGCCCCCUGAGAUCCUCCGAACUCACCGACUGCCCCGAGCUCCCCGCUCCUCCUACCUGGCCAUGUAUGCCACACUGCCUGCCAUUGAGGAGGAUCAGCUGAGCCCAUCCAUUCCAAGACCCAGUCCCCAGGAGGAACCUGCCCUGGAAGAGGAGGAGGAGCUGGAGAACCCUUACCUGAGUGAUGAUGAGAAACUCCAGCGCAGGCAGGAGAAAGCAGGGCCCAGCCCCGCCCUGGAUGCCGACCCACCCAAGCCUGCUAAGGUCUCCUGCUCUCCUCUGGAGAUGAUGAAGAGGCAUACAGCAGAUCAAGGUCCCGGACCUCAGCCCAGCAACCGGCCUACUUCCCGCCUUGGAGGCAGCCUUCUCUUUGGCAGUCUGGUGCCAGCCAACAAGGACAUCCCUACCCUGGAACCACUAGGUUCGAAAUUAUCUGCUCUGCCACCCCAUGGAGCUCCAGGGGUCAGGAAGGUGCCUGGACAGUUACCCCUGCUCUGCAGCGGAAGGCCACCACCAGAGAAGCCAGCACCUUCCCAACCCAUGGAAGGGUGGAGUCCAGCACUGAAGACUCAGGGCAAGCUGAACACCAGGCCUGGGAAGGUGAUGCUCUUCUCAGAGCCUGGCUGCCAGGGCAGAAGCAGGGAAAUCUGGGGAGACACUGCUGAUACCUCAGGCUGGACCCCUGUUGCCUCAGUGAGGGUGGUGCGAGGCUGUUGGAUACUAUACGAACAGCCGGAGUUCCAAGGCCAGAAGGUGGUUCUGCCUGAAGGGGAUGUGGACAUUAGCACCCUGGCAUCCACUUGGAGUACCCAAGGCAUCGGCUCCCUGAGGAGGGCUGUGCGGGACUACCGCACCCCGGGGAUCAGCCUGUUCUCUGAGGAGGGCCUCAAGGGCAACCAAGUGAUGCUGACAGGGGACUUGAAAGACUCUCAAGGUCUAGAGAGACCCCUACAGGUGGCAUCUGCCACUGUCUCUGCAGGACUGUGGUUGCUAUACCCCAAACCAUUCUUUGAAGACACUCCCUAUAUCCUAGAGCCUGGAGAGUACCCUACCUUGGAGGCCUGGAGUACAUCAGGCCCCAGUGUAGGUUCACUAAAGCCCAUGAAACUGGGUUGCCCAAGCGUGGAGAAGCCAGGGGAGCCCAAGGCUGUGGUAUAUGAGGCCCCAGAUUUUCAGGGGCAGAGCUGGGAAGUGAGCAGAGACAUCUACAACCUUCGGCAGCCAGAGGAUAGCCAGAGCCCCCAGCUGACCUCUGUGGGGUCCCUGCGGAUCCUUGGGGGCUGCUGGGUAGGCUAUGAGAAGGAGGGCUUCCGGGGCCACCAGUACCUGCUGGAAGAGGGCGAAUAUGCUGACUGGUCACAUUGGGGAGGCUAUGAUGAGUUCCUGACUUCCCUGCGGGUCAUCCGGACGGACUUUGGAGACCCGGCUGUGGUGCUCUUUGAGGACACGGACUUCCAGGGCCACUACGUGGAGGUGAGUUCCGCUUUGCCAGACGUGGAGCUAGCGCAGCACGGACCCAGCACGCAAGCCAUCCACGUGCUCAGCGGCGUGUGGGUGGCCUACGAGCAGGUGGGCUUCUCCGGCGAACAGUACAUCCUGGAGAAGGGUGUGUACCGCAACUGCGACGACUGGGGCUCCGGUAACAGCGCCCUUGGCUCCCUUCAGCCCGUGGUGCAGGUUGGAGAGAGCGAUCUUCAUUUUGUCUCUAAGAUUCAGCUUUUCUCAGGCCCCAACUUCCUGGGCGACCACAUUUCCUUUGAGGAUGACCAGGCCUCUCUGCCCGCUUCUUUCCAUCCCCAGUCAUGCCGGGUCCAUGGUGGCAGCUGGGUCCUGUUUGAGGAGAAGAACUUUGAGGCCGACCAGCACAUUGUGUCAGAGGGAGAGUUCCCCACUCUCACAGCCAUGGGCUGCCUGGCCUCCACGGUCCUGGGCUCUCUCCGGAAGGUUCCCUUGCACUUUUCAGAGCCUUCCCUGUCCCUGUUCGGCCUGGAGUGCUUCGAGGGCAAGGAGAUCGAGUUGACCGGGGAGGUGCGAAGCCUACAGGCCCAGGGCUUCAACAACCACGUGCUGUCUGUGCGCGUCAAGGGUGGCGUCUGGGUGGUGUGUGAGCACAGUGACUUCCGGGGACGACAGUGGCUAGUAAGUAGCUGCGAGAUCACCAACUGGCUGACCUACAGCGGCACCCAGAGGGUGGGCUCCCUCUACCCUAUCAAACAGCGCCGAGCCUACUUCCGCCUCUGGAAUGCGGCGCUAGGGGGGUUCCUAGCAGUGCCUGAUCGCGUGGAGGACAUGAAAGCAGGCCGUGUGGUGGUCUCUGAGCCCCGAGCUGGGGGCAGCUGCAUCUGGUACUAUGAAGAGGGACUGCUGAAGAACCAGGUGGCCCCCACCAUGAGCCUACAGGUGAUUGGACCUCCAAGCCCAGGCUCCAAAGUAGUACUUUGGGCCGAGAGCCGCCUACCACGCCAAACUUGGAGCAUCAGUGAAUUGGGUCACAUCUGCAGCCAGAUGUUUGAAGGCCAGAUCCUCGACGUGAAGGGCGGCCGAGGUUAUGACCGGGACCACGUGGUGCUGUGGGAACCAACCAAGGACAGGCCUUCCCAGAUCUGGACUGUCUAUGUACUUUGAACCAGUUUCACCCCGUUUCCUGCCGGAAGCUUUUGCUGGGAUGAAAUGUUUUUUAUAGA